Lates calcarifer (barramundi perch) is the source of this 1043-nucleotide messenger RNA. It is a transcript of the gene hspb6, whose product is annotated as heat shock protein, alpha-crystallin-related, b6. The record is from RefSeq and is a predicted model, not a curated record. Gene Ontology annotation, molecular function: protein folding chaperone. Gene Ontology annotation, biological process: response to heat; protein refolding. The transcript has 4 exons. NCBI's taxonomy places the organism in Eukaryota, Metazoa, Chordata, Actinopteri, Centropomidae. Bases 171 to 605 code for a protein of 144 amino acids.
CCGCAACAGUCAGUCCCGUCAAGCACUCAAGAGAGAGAGGAGCUUGGAGUCAGACAGGCGGACGCAGCAGAUCAUCCCUGGCGCUCACCGGGUCUCAAUCACAAGGGGUUAAACAGGGGCUGUCCUUUCCCUGUAGUACGCUAAUUUGGUCAGGGAAUUUAAGAGGAGAAAUGGACUUCAUCCUGCCACCCACUCUGCCAGCUGGUGGUAUCCCAUGGGAGAAGGUUUUACCACCUCUUAUUCCUCGUCUGAAUGGGACUUAUGGACAAUAUAACUGGUCCCCGAAAUUACUGAUUCCAGAGACUGAUAAUAGCUCUGCAGAGGUGAACUGCGAUGACACUGGAUUUACAGUUCAAGUUGACGUAAAGAACUUCAACCCAGAGGACUUGAUGGUUAAGGUGAUAGGGGACUUUGUAGAGGUUCAAGGAAAGCAUGAAGAAAGAAAGAAGGAUGGUCCUGGGUUUACAACACGGCAGUUUAACCGCCGCUACAGAAUCCCAAAGGGAGUGGACACCAUGGCUUUGGAAUCAGCGGUCUCUCCAGAUGGCAUCCUCAUCAUAUCUGCACCUAUGCUCCAAACUGACAACUCUAGAUCCCUCACCUAAUCACACGAACACCACACACUCAAAUCACUCUACCAUCUUCACCAUGUAUGACAACAAACGCAACAGAAGCCACAAACAGAAAUAACUCCAGGCUCCUUCAGUCACAAACACUCGCCACGUGCCAAAACACACAUCUGUUUUGUUCCUGGCACUGUUCUAAUAUUCCCUGCUCUCUAAGGUUUGUAUAUAUUACUCUGCUAUUACUCACCAAUCUUACAUAAUGUUUCAAGGAACCAGUCUUUGUAAAUAUUCUGUGUUCACAUAUCAAACUGCUGCUUCUUUUUGUGCAACUUUUGUAAAAUGCACUGCGAUUGUGAUUGUGAUUAAUGAUGCACACAGACGUAUCUCCAAACUCUUUAAUGUGGUAAUAUUUCCUCAAAAAAGUACAAAUAAAUUUUAUUUCUAUAAAAAAUAAAAAAUAAAAGUGACUGCAUCAAG